Molecule: messenger RNA, 1089 nt
Organism: Paraphaeosphaeria sporulosa
Lineage: Eukaryota; Fungi; Ascomycota; Dothideomycetes; Pleosporales; Didymosphaeriaceae
Product: arad-like aldolase/epimerase
Exons: 3
Coding region: 136-1023 (295 amino acids)
Cellular component (GO): cytoskeleton
Molecular function (GO): actin filament binding
Source: RefSeq, a predicted model, not a curated record
CAACCGCUUACCAUACAAAGCAAUACAAUUUCUAUCGUCUGCCUCUCAGUUUACUCUCUUUUAACUCCAUAUCUUCGAAACCUCACUCCACGUCUGUCGCGCCCAUUCACAUAAUUGAAAGUGCGUCUUAUCAUCAUGUCGCCUCCGUCGGCCACAUUUGAGCCCCACCAAGAUGGUGGCGAGAAGCCCUCAAAUGCAGCGCCCCUCGAACCCGGAAUCACACAGACUGAAGCAUCAGUGCAAAAGACCAAGAUUCCGGGUCCUCCAAAGUUUGAUGAUCCCUACAAGGAGCGUGCAUACUUGAAAGGUCGAUUGGCUGCCGCCUUCCGUAUCUUCGGAAAAUUUGGGUUCGAUGAAGGAGUCGCAGGCCACAUCACGCUCCGCGAUCCCGUCGACCCUGCGACAUUCUGGGUCAACCCAUUCGGCGUUUCAUUCAAUCUGAUGAAGUCGUCCGACCUGAUCCACGUGAACGAGGAAGGCGAAGUCAUUGGCGGCGGAGAGUGCAGGCUACUGAACACUGCGGCGUAUAUGAUUCAUUCCGCCAUCCAUCAAGCGAGACCUGAUGUCAUCGCUGCUUGCCAUUCCCAUUCGAUUUACGGCCGAUCGUUUUGCACCCUGGGGAGGAAAUUGGACACAAUCACGCAAGAUUCUUGCGCGUUCCACAAUGACCAUGUACUCUACACAUCAUACAAAGGCGUCGUCCUGGCAAAAGAAGAAGGAGAAAACAUUGCGAAAAAGCUGGGCCCUCACAAAGCGGCUCUACUGCAAAACCACGGUCUGCUAACUGUCGGACACUCCAUCGAAGAGGCGGUGUUCUGGUUCGUUUCCAUGGAGAAGUGCUGCCACGCACAACUUCUGGCUGAUGCUGCGGCUGCAGGGCGGGGCGGCCAAACAGAGAAGAUUGCAGAAGAAGAUGCGGUAUUUACGAGUAAGACCGUGGGCACACACAUUGCAGGCUGGUUUUCUGCUAAACCGUUGUUCGAUGUUAUACACAAGGAGACAGGAGGCGAUUAUUUGGAGUAGGCAGUUGUAGUUAAGGUGUAUAUCUGAAAAUUAUCAUAGUUUCGUGUGCAUUUCGGUAAAGUUGGG